Gekko japonicus is the source of this 1279-nucleotide messenger RNA. RefSeq names its product sarcoglycan delta (gene SGCD). Gene Ontology annotation, biological process: heart contraction; cardiac muscle tissue development. Bases 264 to 1130 code for a protein of 288 amino acids. The transcript has 8 exons. Gene Ontology annotation, cellular component: sarcoglycan complex; sarcolemma. Lineage: Eukaryota; Metazoa; Chordata; Lepidosauria; Squamata; Gekkonidae. The record is from RefSeq and is a predicted model, not a curated record.
ACUUGGCCUGACAAAGCCUUAUUGAAGUAAAAGACAGAGUGUGGUUUCAAAGCAGUUAGAAAAAGAACGGGAAUGCUGUUCAGGAAAUUCUUCAGGCAUGGGCAGGGACUUGGCUGCAAUUCCGCUGGUGGAAAAUCUGACAGGGGCAGCUUCUGAAGGCAGGGUAGGCCUCGUGCUGCUCUGAAAGCAACAGUGCAUCUUCUUCUCCCCACCCCUGCAUACCCUAGACCUUGUCCUUUCAUCUGGCUUCUGAGGAAAGAAAGAUGUCUCAGGAACAGUACGCACAUAGGAGCACCAUGCAAAGCUCAGAAGGACCACAUGUGUACAAAGUGGGGAUUUAUGGCUGGCGGAAGAGGUGCCUCUAUUUCUUUGUGCUUCUCCUAAUGAUUUUAAUUCUGGUGAACCUUGCCAUGACCAUCUGGAUUCUCAAAGUUAUGAACUUCACAAUUGAUGGAAUGGGAAACCUGAGGAUCACAGAAAAAGGUUUAAAGCUGGAAGGAGACUCAGAAUUCUUGAAACCUCUCUAUGCCAAAGAAAUACGAUCCAGGACAGGCAACCCUCUGUACUUCCAAUCUGCACGGAAUGUUACAGUGAACAUUCUCAAUGAGAAGAGUAAAGUUCUUACACGUCUUGUUACAGGUCCCAAAGCAGUGGAAGCACACAGCCAAAAAUUUGAAGUGCGAACCACCAAGGGGAUACUGUUGUUUUCUGCAGAUGACAACGAAGUGGUGGUUGGAGCAGAGAGGCUAAGAGUUAUAGGAGCAGAAGGUACAGUGUUCCCUAAAUCCAUAGAAACUUCCACUAUCAGGGCAGACCCCUUCAAGGAAUUAAGACUGGAGUCGCCCACACGCUCUUUGGUGAUGGAGGCACCCAAGGGAGUUCACAUCAAUGCUGAGGCUGGCAAUUUAGAAGCCACAUGUAGGACAGAGCUCAAGCUGGAAUCCAAAGAUGGAGAGAUAACGUUGGACACUGCGAAUAUCAAACUACCUAGAUUGCCUCAGGGAUCCUACUCCCCUACUGGAUCCAGGCAAAAAAUCUACGAGCUGUGUGUAUGUCCCAAUGGGAGGUUAUUCCUGUCUCAGGCAGGAUCUAGUUCCACCUGCCAGAUAAACUCAAGUGUCUGCCUUUGAGAGAGACUGUUUGCAGCAGGCGUAGCCGGCAGCACAAUGGCCUUUUCUGGCCUCCCAGAUAAGAGCUGCCAACUAUUUUUACUAGAACACAGAAAACCUAUCAAAGACUGUUUUUGUGUGUGCGCGCGUGUGUGAAUAUAUAAAUAUAU